GCGAAGCAAAUAGCACGAGGCAUGGAUUUCGGACAUAUUUCGUCUAUUUUAUGCCUUCUGGCAGUUUUCCUGUCCACGCUACCGGAUACAAAUAAUGCUCUCACAAGCGAUGAGGUUCGAGAUUAUGUGAAAAAAGCCAUCAAAGCUGGAGAGAAGACCUUAAAAGAGUACAGGAAAGAGCUGCGUAAAUUUAAAGACAAAGGCGUCGACAAGGCAGGAGAUUCUUCAAAGGAUGAACUGGACAUGAUCAGCAAAAGAAAAAGAGAAGCCGAAAAGUUAUCCCUGAAUGGGAUUAUUUCCAUUGAAGUUACCCGUACCUUGGUGGAGCAAACUGGUAUGACCACAGAAGAAUUGGCGUCUCACCCUGAGCUCCGACAAGAAUUCGAGUCAGAAUUUUGCCCGGAUGUAAAACAACAGAACUGUAACAAAGCGAAACAGAGCGCUUACAGAUCGGUAGACGGGGGAUGCAAUAAUAUUGAUCACCCAGAGUGGGGCGCUGCCAUUACACCACAGCCGCGCUACCUACCUGCAGAGUAUGACGAUGGAAUCACUUCUCCACGAAGAACUAGUAAAGAUGGAAGCCCUCUUCCCAGCACUCGAUUGGUCAGUAAUAAGCUAUUUCGAGUGGCUGGGAAUUGCACCGAGACUGACUACACCCAGACCCUUAUGGUGAUGGUGUGGGGUCAGUUUAUUGACCACGAUAUAGUAUCUACACCUGUAACACAAGGAAUUGAUGGAGCUCCAAUCACAUGUUGUGGAGAUGAAGUAGAAAAAAGAGAAGAUUGUUUUCCCAUCUCAAUUCCGGCGGAUGAUCCUCAUUUUACUACGGGCUGUAUGAAUUUUGUUAGAUCCGCACCCGCACCUCCAUUUGAUGGCUGCCAGCCAGGUGCGAGGGAAAAUAUUAACCAGAUAACGUCUUUUAUUGAUGGAGGGGUUGUAUAUGGCGAUUCAAGAAAGGCUUGGCUUGAUCUCGCAGAUACAAGUACAGGAAGUAUGAUGACGUCAGAGGGGAACAUGUUACCGAUAGGAGGAACUUGUAGGCCAAGUAACACAUUAACUCAGUGUCAACUUGCUGGUGAUCAUCGUGUAAAUGUUGUUCCGUCACUGGGAGGGGCUCAUUUGGUGUUCGUACGUGAACACAAUAGAAUAGCAGAGGAACUUCGUAAAGUAAGGCCUGACUGGGGACCAUCAAAAGUAUAUCAAGAAGCCAGGAAAAUUAUAGGAGCUCUUCUACAACAAAUUACCUACGGAGAAUAUAUACCUGCCACUCUUGCAGAAAGUGAUCUCGUUAAAUUUAACCUUAAGUUAAAAAGGAGGGGUUUUAGCAAUAGCUAUAAUGACAGUCUAAACCCGGCCGCCAAAAACGUUUUCAAUGCAGCCGCAUUUAGAUUUGGACAUUCGCAGAUUCCACCAACACUGGCAUAUGUUCUCCGUGACUACAUGACUCGUGUUCAAGCUACCCCCAUGGAAUCUACAUUUCUUGAUCCGCAAAUGUUAGUCACACAGAACGGUAAAAGGGUGGACGAUCUAACGCGAUUUAUCGUUACUUCCAAUGGAAUGAAAGCGGACGGUCAGUUUGAACCAGCGGUUCGGGAUCGUUUGUUCGAGGACGCAAAUGGUAACAGUUUUGACCUUGGUGCAUUAAACCUUCAGAGAGGUCGCGAUCAUGGACUUCCGCCGUAUAACUCCUGGCGGAGGUGGUGUGGACUUCCUGUUGGUACCUCUUUCAGUGAUUUACCAGACAUUAGCGAAGAGAACAGAGUAAUAUUUGCAGAUUUGUAUAGUGAAGUAGACGAUAUUGACGUUUAUGCUGGUGGAAUGGUAGAGAAACCAGUCAAAGGAGCUAGUGUCGGGCCCCUGUUCUCGUGUAUUAUUGGAAACCAGUUCAAAGAUCUGAAAGACGGUGACAGAUACUGGUACGAAAGCCAAGGAAAGGAAGGUUUCACUGGAGCUCAAUUGCGAGAAAUCCGUAAAGUCAAGCUGUCUAAAAUUCUGUGUGAUAACUUCGGUGUGGAUCCAAUUCAACCGGACGUCUUCCAUGUUCCCACUCCAAGAAAUGAUUGGAGGAGAUGUGAUCAGCUUCCUGGAAUUGACUUUUCAGCGUGGAAGUUGAGAUCAAAUACUAGCAGGGGGAGAAACUAAACAGUUCAUAUUAUUUCAUCAUUCAUCAAUAAAGAUGAAAAAAACAUUAA
This is a messenger RNA of Saccostrea echinata, 2192 nucleotides long. RefSeq names its product thyroid peroxidase-like. The record is from RefSeq and is a predicted model, not a curated record. Lineage: Eukaryota; Metazoa; Mollusca; Bivalvia; Ostreida; Ostreidae. The transcript is spliced from 15 exons. The coding region runs from base 22 to 2142 and encodes 706 amino acids. Gene Ontology annotation, biological process: response to oxidative stress. Gene Ontology annotation, molecular function: heme binding; peroxidase activity.